This is a messenger RNA of Plodia interpunctella (Indianmeal moth), 3813 nucleotides long. RefSeq lists its product as uncharacterized. The record is from RefSeq and is a predicted model, not a curated record. Lineage: Eukaryota; Metazoa; Arthropoda; Insecta; Lepidoptera; Pyralidae. The transcript has 3 exons. The coding region runs from base 748 to 1365 and encodes 205 amino acids.
AGGGAACGUGCUACUGUGCGUUCUACUAUUUGUAAUCAAAUAGGUUGUGGUUGUGUGCGUGUGUGCUUACAUUAUGCACCGCACCAGCACACGCGGAGCCGUGUCGAGGCAAUGAUGUGCACGAAGCAUUAUCCCUUAUUACACGAUUUGCUUCCGCGGCGGCUGCACGUACAAUAGUUGUCUGUCGACCUCUUUUGUCGAUCGGCGUGCGAUAGCAAGUUUGUUUACAUCGAGUUGGAGCGAUGCAUAGCGCGUCCUACCGCGAGUGUGCCGGUCGCCGGUCACGCUAAACCACGAGUGAAUCGGACAAUGCUCGGAGUUUUUGCGUAGAAACUUUUUGUGAACUUUAUCCGAUCCGACUGGAAAUAAGUGAUCUCGGUGACGCCAAUUUUUUUUAUGAACUGUGCUUACAAUUUCUACGAUUAGAACUCACUGUGCCAUUUUUCUACGAACUGUGAAAGUGAUUGAAGUUUUCGACUCUACGAAUGUUUCAAGAUUUUUCGAUGAUAUACACGAAGAUUUUGGAGAGAUUUUCUACGAUUUUGAAAAAAUUCGAAGUUGAUUAGUGCCACUUGUAAAACUGAAGACUGUACAUAAAAAAUUAAUUUAAUAAAAAAUUCUUGAGACUGGCAGUGUUAAACUAAGGGCAACCGAGUCCAAAAAAAAGCAGACAGCAUUUAUGCAUAAAAAACAAACAGCGAUCUGUCCACGCUUCUUCCGUAGGAAAAGACGCUGCGAGAGACAAAGAUGGCUAUAGCAUUCAACUUGCCGAGCGAGAGAGAGGCAACAGAGGAGAACUUCUCGAGGUUGAACCGGCUCUUAGCCGAGCUGUACGAGGUUCUAUGCCACAUCCUGGUAUCGCGGCAGCCUGGCCAAGAAGCCCAGGAGACCAGGCGAGACCGCCCCUUCUCGGAAUCGGACCUCGACCGGCACAAUCCCCCUCCACCGCAGAACAGACGCUCAGCUUCGUCACCCCCUCUCACCCUGACCUUCGACUCAGACCUCGAAGACGACGUAUUCGUCUGUCCUCGAACAGACAAUGGAAACGACCCAUUCUCGACUACAAACUUGGAGAUUUUCGGCUAUGGAAGCCCUAGGACUCCUGCUGGCGUAUUGCUGAGUCCUCGUAGGGAUAGAAAGUUCACGUUUUCGGUGUCCAGUGAGAAGCAUUGGAGGGAUAAGGGUGGAACGGAUGUGGCUGAUGGAGUUACAGCUGACGCUGAUGUGACCGACGCCGCAACUGAUUCUUCGAGUUCAAAAAAAUCUGGAUCCAUCUCUUCCCUAAUUAAAGACAAAUUACCGGGGUCUAUCUGCACCGUGGUCCUCUUCAUGUUAGGGUGGAAACUCCUGUCCAACAAACGAUGAAUUAGCGAGAGUGUGUAUACGUCGUGAAGUAAACGAGCAAUGUAACGCGUGCGACGAGUAAUUUUCAUAUUAUUCUGUAUGCUACGUGUAUUAUAGUGAAUGAACAAGUGUGUUAUUGAUUACAAUAAAAUAUUUUUUUAUUUAAUCCAAUGUUAAUGUACAUUUUAGUCGUGACUUCAUUGUAAUCGCGGUGCAUAAAAUAUUAAGUGAUACAUAAAAUCAACUUACGUAUAAACUGUAAUUAUCCUCUGUCAAAUUUAGUUUUUUGAAAUUUUAAUCAAAUAAAAACUUUUCAAAAUGUUUGUCAUAAAAUUUAUAAUCCUUUUUUAUUAAAUGUAUUUUUUUUAUAUUAUAUGGAGACAGCUAAUAUAAAAAAAAUAUUGUCUUUUAAAUAGAAUUAUUUUUUUGGAUUGGAGUAAAAUAUCUAUACACUUUUUCAUUCACUAUAACCAAUUGUACAUUUUGUAUAAUCAUUUGUAUAAGACGUUAACAGUCGCCGCUUUUCAGUAAGCGUGAUUGUGGUUUUUCGUCUUCGAACGCACAUUGUAGAUACAUAUAUUAUGUAAUUUAGUUAUAUUACAAAUAUAAAACACGGCUUGGCGAAAAAUAUUACAAAAUUAUGAGAAUAUGUUGAAUAAAGAAUAGUAAUUACAUUUUGUCAAAAUAUUGCUUAAAUUAUUAUAUUAAUCUAUAAAUGAAUUCUAUUAAAUAAUACUAUAAAUUACAUUAGAUAACGCACAACUAUUUUGCCAGGCCGUCAUUCGAUAUUGAUUUAUGAAGAAUUUUAUUGCGUUUUAAUAUAAAUUAAACCAAAAAAGUUUCAAAAACCAAAACAACGUAAGAAAACUACGAAAAUUUGAUUCGGUUUUUUUAUAACAAAAUAUUAAUAUCACUAAAUAUGUACCAUGUAAUUAAGAAAAGUAUUCGUUUUAAAUAUUUACAAUAAUUUAAUCACCAUUUUGAGUCGACAAUUGUAUAAAAUAAAUUUUCAUGGACACACUACACUUGAAAAUGGUGAUUCUGGUUAUACUUGCUUAAUAAUAACCAUAAACUAUUUUGUAAUAUUCAAAAUAUAUCAAUUUUACAUUCCGCUUUUGAUGUUGAAAUUUAUCCAUAGUUAUAUAUAUUUGAAAUGCAUUCAUUAUAAUGCUAUUUUGUAGUAAAAAAAAUAUUAAUUAAAUAUUUUAACAAAAAUGACCAGUCUUGAAAUUGUAUAGACAUGAAAAAAUAGAUUUUAUUUGACGCGAAUAAAGUCCAUUUUCCCGCGAAUUGUUCCAAAGAGAGCAGCCUAAAAUUAUCAUCGAUUGAUCUCAUUUUUAUUUUUUUGUAAUGAAAAUGUUUAUUUUAGAAAUAUUGUAACGUAUUUAUGAGUAGCUGGUUUGGAUAGAUUCGUGCCAAGUUGUUUAGUGGAGAUUUUAUCAGAGAGGGUAUAUUUUAAUAUUAUCAUUAAAUGUAAAUAAUUUAAUUAAGAAUGAUUAGUGGCUUAUCAAUUCUAUCAUACAAUUUUCAUUUAUUUAUUAGAUAAACUUUUUAUUUAGAAAUUUAUUUAAUUUACUUUUUCAUUUGUAAUUAUAGAAUGUUUACACUUUUCGUUUCUUGAUUUUCAAAAUGUUUUUCUUUUCCUAAGUCCCGCCUUCAGACUUUAAGACAAUAGAUUGCCCGUAGAAUUUAAUAACAAUUUACUUUUAUUUUUCCAUCUCGUAAAAUUGUAAUGUAGAGUUGAUUAAUGCAUGAUAUAAGAUUGCCACGAAUGUGUCGCCAAGACAUAGGGGAACAGUUUAUACGAUAUUAUGGUGAAGUUACAAUGUAAUUACAAUACUUUAUAGUUCCAAUCUAUAUGGUAACUCCUUUAAUAAGUCCUGACCUGAGGCUUCAAAUAUUUUAAGACAGGUUCAACAGCUGCAUGAGAAAAAUAUAAUAUUUUUGAAAGUCAAUUAUAGUUAUUUGUAAAGGUUAAUUCAGCUUUCAGUUCCAUUAGAAUCCAUAUUUCGUGUUUUGAAGUUAUAAAACAUAUUUUAGUCGUGAUAAUUGAUUAGAAGAAAUGAUUUUUUUUGUCUUUUCAUUCUUUACUGCGUUAAAUAGCAGCGUUUUACCUACCAAUAAAACGCUUAUUAAUUUACUUACCUUAUUCGAAGCUUAUUUAAUUUGAGAUAGGCAUUUCCCUUCCCGCCUUAUAUUUCUAUUUCUUUCUACCCCAUAUUGCCCCCUAUUUCCACCCCCACCACCUGGCAGUGGGGAUUGUCCGUUGUUGGACAGUUCCCCAUUUCAAUAGUCAUUGAGUCGAAAAUAUACCAGGCAGAGUUUCAUCAUAAGCUUCGAAUAAGGUAAGUAAAUUAAUAAGCGUUUUAUUGGUAGGUAAAACGCUGCUAUUAAUUUGACUUGACCGUUAUUCGAAGCUUAUUUAAUUUGAGACUUGUUUGUUAUCGCCUGGUGGUGGUGAAUAAUAAA